Messenger RNA from Ectocarpus sp. CCAP 1310/34, 693 nucleotides. The record is from the annotation of a GenBank genome assembly. Lineage: Eukaryota; Phaeophyceae; Ectocarpales; Ectocarpaceae.
AUGGGUAAUGAACAAUACUCUUCACAGGCAAUUCACUUGGCUAGGAAAAAACUACCGGUGGGUGCGUUCAAGGAGGUGAAUCGUUUUUUACACCAAGGACCACACGAACCACGUGUGUUUGCGGUGGAUGGAUCAAAGGUGCAUGUUCACCCUUCUUUUAUCGGCGCGGGCUAUAAGACCCGAACGAAUGAUAAGCCAGUGCCGCGUCCAGCAAAAUCACCUCUCGUCAUGCUCUCUUCGAUGGUAGAUGUGAAAACUAAGGCAUGCGUGGACUUCGAGCUCACGAAACACUUCAACGAGGACGGCAGCCGUAUCUAUACUCAGAAGUUACGGAGCAUUCAUGACUCUCAGGCGUUUGGUGUUUGGCGGCUGAAGAUAAAUGCGUUCAAGGGCACAAAAUCUUUUAUUAGUUCGUGGAGAACAGAAACCACCUGUCUUAUUCUUGGUGUUCAGUCGCGUCUCGUGAAAUACUCCAUCAACGGAAAAACGUACGUUUGCCUGACGAACGACCCAACGUUGUCUCGAAGAGAUAUCAAAGCCAUUUAUGCUUCAAGGUGGAGGGGGGAGCAGAGCUUGCGACUUAAAUCAAACGUCAGGCUCGAAAAAGCUCACGCAAGAACCCCUGAUCUGUACAUACAGGAAGUAGAAGCAAGAGUUUUGCUUGACACAAUAACUUUGCGAUUACAGAGGUAA